Molecule: messenger RNA, 1305 nt
Organism: Esox lucius (northern pike)
Lineage: Eukaryota; Metazoa; Chordata; Actinopteri; Esociformes; Esocidae
Product: histone H1A-like
Exons: 2
Coding region: 746-1234 (162 amino acids)
Source: RefSeq, a predicted model, not a curated record
AGGACAAAUAUUUAGAACUUACUCGGUCGACAUGUGAUGGUAGACUAUCAGGAUACACUCUACACAUGAAUGUUUAGACAGCAGGUAAUGUUUCAUGAGUUCUGAGAUGAAUACCACGGCUAUCUACGGACACUUGUAUAACAUACUGUACGGAUGCAGGUUCCAGCUGCAACCAGCUGCAACCAGCUGCAACUGGUCAUGUAAAGGAUACAUUUUGCAUUGGGCAAAUAAAAUCUGACGUUUCUAAGUGAAAUAACCAACUUUUGAAGCCUUUUAAAAAAAGAAAUGCCAUCAAAAACAGGGUGAUGAAAUUAGGACAACGCAUCAGAAUGUGAUCCAGGCACUGUGAAAUAGCAUUCAUGUAACAAAAGUAUUUUUGACAUUUAGUGACUAAUGUAAUUAACCUCUCAGUGGCCAGCUUAUUAGGUACAUCCAUGUAGUUCCAGGUCAGACCCAUUUGCCGCCUGAACCUCAAGUCUUCAUGACAUGGAUAAACGGCAACCAUGUCCAACGAUGUUGGUCCUUCCCAAUAUGAUGGCGUGGUCGCUGCUGAUUGGAAGACGGUACGUUUGUGCUAAUCACCAUCUCAUCCCAGACGUGCACUUUUGGAUUCCGGGGUCCACUUUCCCAGAUGUGGUUCCGCACACCACUGUUGUAUACGCCUCCAUUUAUGGCCUGCCAGUCAGCUUGCACGAUUCUUCCCGUCUUAAUUUAACCCUGGACAGUUGAGAAGCCCAGGAGGGUGAUGGCUGAGAAGCCCAAGAGGAUGACGGCUGAGAAGCCCAAGAGGAUGACGGCUGUGAAGCCCAGGAGGGUGACGGCUGAGAAGCCCAGGAGGGUGACGGCUGAGAAGCCCAGGAGGGUGACUGUUGAGACGCCCAGGAGGGUGACGGCUGAGAAGCCCAGGAGGGUGACGGCUGAGAAGCCCAGGAGGGUGACGGCUGAGAAGCCCAGGAGGGUGACUGCUGAGAAGCCCAGGUGGGUGACGGCUGAGAAGCCCAGGAGGGUGACUGAAGGCUUUGAUGCCUGUCUGCCUGCUUCUGCAGACGUGACUGAGUGUAGAAGCAGGUUUUUUUUUGGUGAACUGUCCGGUAUAUCUAAUAAACAGGCCAAUCUGUGUAUGUGGUUGAGGUAUGAGUGUUUAUGGACUUACCUCCAAAACAAUUUCUUUCCCACUUCUCAGCAGAUAGCAACAAACGUGUCCCAGUACACAACAACAGAACCCUGGUUGUAGGCUUAACGACCCAUGAACUUGAUCUGUCAGCAUUCCUGUUGGGAGCUAAAUGCCACACUGUCAUGGCUGCC